UGUCUAACAUAUUUUCUUUCAUGCAAAACCUCUAAGUAUGGUAUACCAGGUCCAUUUGAGUACCGGGAAAACGCUUUGCAUUUCAUGAUGAAAAAAAGGCUCUGGACAGCAUCUGGAAAUGGAAGAGUUAAAAAAAAAUUUCAAACGCAAAUGCCUAUAAAUGCGUUUACACGCAUUUACAAGCAUUUGGCAUUUGAAACGCUGAUAAAAUCUACUCCUGAACGCAAGUUUGGUACGUUCAAAAAAACGACUCUAAGCUCAACUACCUGUAAAGGACUGUAAAUGACAUAGCGUACUAGGAAAUAUAGGAAAACAUUAG
Staurois parvus is the source of this 319-nucleotide messenger RNA. The record is from the annotation of a GenBank genome assembly. Lineage: Eukaryota; Metazoa; Chordata; Amphibia; Anura; Ranidae.